Molecule: messenger RNA, 4181 nt
Organism: Paramecium pentaurelia
Lineage: Eukaryota; Ciliophora; Oligohymenophorea; Peniculida; Parameciidae
Source: the annotation of a GenBank genome assembly
AUGGAAUAAUUGUAAGUAAUAUAUUUUCUGACAUUGUUUUGAGAAAGUAGACAGAAUAUAUUGAAUAUAGUGGGAGUAUUGGGAUAAAUUUGUAUAAAAAUACAUAAAUAGUUUAUAAUUUUAUUGAAUAAUUGCCAACUUUAACAAUAAUUUUUUGGGUGAAACCUUAAAAUAUCCUAUCUUCAUUUUAAUUUUUAUCAUUUACAGAUGAUGUAUUAUAAGAAACAAGUAUAGGUUUUGGAGUUAAUAAGUUUUAUAAUCUUCUGUUUUAUUAAAUUUAUAAUAAAACCCCAGUCUGUAAUUUAACUUAGAAUAUAUGGAAUCAUGUUACAAUUGGAAUUUUGGAUAUUAGUUUUGAUGAUGAUUUUGAAUAACUAAAUUAAAGGAAAUUAAUGAGAAUUUUUAUCGAUAAUGUUUAAAGUAACUUAACUGUUAUAACAAACAUUAAGCCAUAUAAAAGAUUAGUUUUAGGACCUGUAUUUAUGGAUGAUAAAGGAUCAGAAAUAAUUGAUAUUUAAGAUAUCAAAAUUUUUAAAGGAUUUGGAAUCAGAUAAACUUUAAAUCAUGAUUGUUUGAUAUUUGUAGGCGAUUAUUGUGCAUUUUGUAAAUCAGGCACUCAUUAUUGUAAAGAAUAAGAUCCUAAUGAUGAUACAAAAGUCUAUCCUUGUCCAGCAGGAUAUAAAGAAUAAUAAAAUAGCUGCUCCAAAAUAAUCAUUCCAAAUUGUCUCAGAUUGUCAUCAUCUUCAUUAUCAUGUGAUAUUUGUGAAUAAAAUUAUGCAUUAAUGAAUGGUUAAUGCAUAUAAAACAGUGUAAUUUUAUCUUCUCCAUUCAAAUGUUCUGAUUAAAAUGCACAAUUUUGCUCAUUCAACUAAACUUUAAAUGUUCUAAGCAAUACUUUAGAUGAAAAACAAGUAAGUAAAUAAAUAAGUAAAUUAUGUACUAAUAAUUUAUAUUCUUCUUCUCAAUUAAAAUGCACUGGAGCAGCAGUGUCUUCAUGCUUAAAAUCUUAAUUUAAUAGUAAAUGUACUUAAUGCAACAAUAACAAUGUAUUAACUGAAUUAAAAGAAUGUAAAUCUUCUUGCUCAACUAACUUACGAUUUAUAGCAUCAAAUAAAAUUUGUGUAGGUAAGUGUGAAAGAUAUUUAUUCAAUCUUACUUUUCCAAAUGGUAAAUAGAAUACAAAUUAUUACUGUAAUCCAGCAAUAAAUUGUACAGUUACCGAACUUGAUAUUGGUUAUUACUGUUUGACAAAAGAAUAAUUUUAAACUCCUUAAAAAAUUACUUACUUAAAAGUAAACACUCUUACAACUACAAAAUGCCAUAGUAAAUGUUAUUAUUGUUUUGGACCUCAAGAAUCAAAUUGUUUGAAAUGCUUUUAAAAUUUUUAUUAUAACCCUUAUAUGACAUCUUGUAUUCCAGAUUGCUCUAUAACUUAAAAUAAUAAAUUCAAUUUUAAUAACAAAUAUAAUUGGACUUGUGAAUUAGAAUGUCCAACUUGGUUAUAUACAGAGAAUAAAAAUUGUGUUAAAGAAUGCAGCGUUGGAUAUAAAUUAUUUUAGAACUAAUGCCUGAAAGCAAAUUUAAUUGAUACAUAUGAAGUAGUAUAAGAAAUUCCUGACGAAGUAUCACCCAAAUCAAUUGUUUUACUUUAAUAUUGUCCCUAAUUUUGUAAAUCAUGUACUAGCGAUAAAUUUUGUACUAGUUGUUUAUAUCAGUAUCCAAUGGAUUAGAAUAUGUGUGUUAAGUCAUGUUAUCCUCAAUACUUAGAAAUAAUAGAUAAUGUUAGUUCCUGUAGAACAUCUUGUGAUCCUCAAGAUUUAAUUUAUGAGAAUAACAAUAUUAAUGGAUAUCAGAUUAAUUAAUGCUUUAAGGAGAAAUGUGGUACUAUAAGAGCCAAUAAAGAUUAUUAAACUUUUCUGCAUCAAACUGAUACUCAUCGAUGUAUGUAUCCAUGUGAGGAUGGAUAUUAUGGUAAUACCUUACUCUUAUAAUGUUUACCAUGUAGCCAUACUUGUGCUACUUGUGAAUAAAGUGCUAUCUUCUGCACUUCUUGCCCUUACUUUAAAUUUUUAGAUUAAAAUAAUUGCUAUGACUCUUGCUAAGGUAAGUUUUAAAAUUAUUUGGACUUUGUAUGUGAAGGAUCAUGUUCAUCAGGAUAUUAAGUGAUAGAUCAAUCAUUAAGUAUAUAUGCAUGUGUUUAAAGUUGUGGAUCUAAAUAUCAAACUUUUUAAUAUUCUUUGAAUAAUAGGUGUUAUGAAGAGAUGCCAGAGGUAGGAGCAUAUUGCGAAGGAUUUAAUUGUUAUAAUUGUAAUUAUAAAUGCAAAACAUGCUCGGGUCCAAACUCAAAUUAAUGUUUAAGUUGUAAACCUAAAUCAUAUUUAAAAAACAAUGAAUGUAUUAAAUAGUGCUAUCCAUAAUUUAAUGAUAGUUUAAAUUGGAAAUGUGUUGAUGUAUGUGAAUAAUCUAUAAAAACCUUUGGUCGAGAAAAUAUUAAUGGUAAUUCUGUAAUAGUUACAUAUUGUUCAGUAACUUGCUUGUUUAAACAAUAUUAAUUCAAAGAAAUAUGCUAUGAAUUGAAACCUUCAGAAACAUACUGUUUAGAUAGAAAAGACUAUUAUUUUUGUGAUAGUUGUGCCUCAGUUUGCAAAGAAUGCCAAAAUGCUUACUCUACAUCAUGUUCAAAAUGUUCCCCAGGUGCUUAUAUACAUGGAUCUACUUGUUAUACGGAUUGUCCAAGUAUUGCACCUUAUAAAGAUUAAAUCACUUUACAAUGCGUUUCUAGUUGCACUUAUUUUGCAGAAAAUGGCUCUUGCGUUUAUUAAUGCUCUAAUUCAUAUUACUAAUAUCCCGCCUUAAGAACUUGCUAUUAAAUGGGAUGUCCUAUGGGAACUUAUAAUCUAUAAUAUACAAAAUUAUGUUUAAGCUGUUACCCUGGAUGUGCAACAUGCAAAAACGGAAAUUAUAAUGGAUGUUUGACAUGCUCAGUUGGUUACUUUAUGAAUGGAGGGACAACUUGUAUUAAUUCUUGCAUUAUUGAACCUGAUUUAGUUUAAGAUUGGGUUAACGGUAAAUGUGUUUAAUAGUGCCCUUAAGGAACUUAUAUAAGAACAUUAGAUAGUGGAGCGCUUGCUUGUACUGAAGAUUGCCCCAAAUAUUAUUAUUCUAAUAUUUGUGUUUCUGCAUGCCCUAGCUAAACCUAUUUAGAUAAAUAAAUUUGCAAAAGUUGUGCUGGUCCAUGCUCAGAAUGUUUUGGUGUUAAAAUUAAUGAGUGCACUAAAUGUGAUCUUGGCUAUUAUAGAGAUUAAACAACAUGUUAUUCUGUUUGCCCUGAUUAUAAACCUUAUGCAAAUUUAGCUGACUAAACAUGCGUGGCAGCAUGUCCAGACUACUUAUACUUGAAAAAAAAUUAUUGUUUUAGUCCUUGCCCUACAUUUUUAUACUAUUAUGAAUUAAAUGGUAAAAAAGAAUGUGUAGAUUAAUGCUAUUCUAAAUCAUACUUAUGGCUUGGUAAAUGCUAUGAAUGCAAUUCUAUAUGUAAAGAAUGUUUUGGACCAAAUAAUGGUAAUUGCUUUGAAUGUGAACUUCCUUAUUUUUUGAAUGAUUAGACUUGCUAAAAUAAUUGUCCUCAGUUUUAUGAUUUAACAGACCAUGUAUGUAAAGAUGCAUGUCCUGUUCAUUUAGUAAUUUAAGGAGUUAAUUGUUAAAAUGAAUGUGAUUCUGGAUAUUUAGUCUAUAAUUAAGUUUGCGUUUAAUAAUGCCCAAAAUUCGCAUAUCUUGUAGAUGAUCACUGUUAUGAUUGCAAUUUAUUUUGUAGUUCUUGUUAUGGACCAACGGCUAAUGAAUGCUAUUCUUGCAUAGAAAAUUAUUUUUUAGAUGAAUAAAGUUGUAAAUCAGUUUGUCCUUUAUAUUAUAAUAAUGAAACUAAUAAAUGCAUGGCAGAUUGUAGUAAUAUGUUUGAAAUAACAGAAAAAAAAGAAUGUGUUUCAUCAUGUCCAUCAAAUUAUAUCAUCUGUUAAUCUAAAUGUGUUUUAGUUCUAUAAGAUGGAUAUUAUUUAGAUGGCAAUUAAUGUUAAUAAUGUGACUCUAAAUGUUCAAAAUGUACUUCAGCAACAGUUUGUUAAGCUUGUGCCAACAAUUUUUAUCUUGUAAGUCAAUUCUUGUGUUAGUUUUUGUUCAAAUGA